AUGGGUUUCAAACUUGUUGCUCUCAGUAGCUUUCUGCUGACUGUCAGCGCUCUGUCAAUCGAGCACAACACAGUCGGAGGUGGCUGUGUGGAUCUUCUCUGUCCUGACACUGCAACUCAUCACGGGCUCCGCAAUCUGGUCAACGAUGAAACACUGAAAACCGACGCCUGUACUGCGUGCAGUCAGUGCACGGAGAAUGGUUACAGUGUCUGUCUGCGACCAAAGGAUUCACGUGCUUCUCGUACCGCUGGCGGAUGCACAUGUGCUCACACCCUGGCUGCCAAUUGUCACACCGAUCUUGCUCAAACUCAACAUCCAGCUAAUCUUUCCAUGAAAACAUACUCCGCUUGUUAUGCUGAUGCUCUCCAACGCCCACCCCAACCACUAGCCGUCAAUGAAAACUCAUCAGUCGUCGUGACAAUUGAGCCAUUCUGGUUGGAGCCCUACUGGAGACACCUCAAAAUUGAAAAUGUAACUCUUCACUACAAAUUCCAAGUGAAGGCACCAGAGCAUUGUGAGGGAGAAGUUGAGUCGACGCCGACUGGAGUGCACACUUGUGUUGCUUCGGUCCUCGUCGAUUUGUCCGAGAGCAAGGAAGAUCAACCACAAGUGAAAGAUGACGAUGAUGAGUAUGAUCACAGUGAUAACUACGACCAAUAUGAUGAUGAUCUUCCACCAGAGGUUCAAUUUGACCGGGACGUCUUCUCCGGAGCCAAGGAACUUGAAUCCUAUUACACCGCCACCAUCCGCCGUGCUCGGCAGAUCAAGGCCUCAGCCUCUAAGGAUCAGCAGAUCUACGAUGGGGAAACCAUUAUUGAAUCGGAACAUUUGAAAUUCGACUUGAAGCCUGAAGUGUAUACAGCUGAUGGAUCGGAGAUUGUUGAUGGCCCACCACAAGAGGAUGCACUUCCAGGACCUGUCAAAGAUGCAGAGGAGACUGCUACUGUUGUUCAAGUUGAUAAGGAUGAGGGUGACGUUAGUGAGGAGACCGGUGGAACCAACUUCUUUGAGGAGGAGGAGAAGAAGGAAGAAGGGGAGACGAAGAAGGAGGAGAGCAGUGAGGAAGAGGAUGGAGUUUUGAAGGUUAAUCUGGAGGAUAUUGAGCCAACAAAGUUGAAGUCUCAAGAGGAUGCGAAGAAGAAGGAAGGAGAUGAAGAGGAGGAGAAGGAUGAAGAAGAGGCGGAAACAACUACAGUUGUGAAAGAGGAUGAGGAGAAGAAGGAAGGAGAUAAUGAGGGAGAUAAAGAGGAGGACAAGGAGGACAAGAAAGAGUCAGAGGAAGAGGAGGAAAAGGAUGGUGAUGAUGAAGAGACAACUACCACAUCCGAAGACGACGAGGAGAAGGAUUCCAACUCCGACGAAGAUGAAGAUGAGGAAUCUACCACCGUGGAGCUUGUCGAGGGAGAAACCCCAGACCCAUCCGAGCAGAACUUCUUGCAACGAAUCUACUAUUCGCCAGAUUACCUGAGAGUCCGUAAUAUUACCAUCGCCACUCUCAUUAUCUUCGCCGUGUUCUGUUCUCUCGGGCUCUGCUGCAUCUACAAAAACAAGUGUUGCAAGAGCAAGGAAUCCAAGACAUCAAAUGGUUACCGCUACACGUCAGCUAAUCCACCACCGCCAACCGAGUUGAAAACAGUAUCCCGUGUCCCAUCGGGUGUCGCACCGGAAGAUGAGCAUCAUCUGCUCGCUGCGGAUGAAGCAAUUGAAAAUUUCAAAAACGUGGUGAAAAGUGGAACAACAUUCAGUCCAAAAAAUGUUGAGCUUGGUAUUACUGUAGGAAUGGGGAAGUUCGGACCAAUUCACAGAGCAAUGUUCAGCUCAUUUAAUGGGAGUGUCCACGAUGUGAACGUGUAUUUGUUGAAAAACAUCGCGCGGCUUUCCGAUGAAGAAUUGGUAAAGCUGACGUCUCUUCUGAAAUCAAAUAUUGCCGCUGGAGCUCAUCAAAAUGUGGUUUCCCUGUGUGGAGUUUCUCCCUCUGGAUCAGAUGUAAUGCUAAUGUGGGAGCCACUACAUCAAUCAGUCCUUCGUGGAGUCCUUCGAGAGAGUCGUUGUGCCCGAUUUGGAACUGAACCAUUUAAUAUGGCAAGCUUCUUGUCUUCCGAAAGAUUAGCUGCAAUUGCAAUUGGAUGUUGUAAUGGAGUUGAACAUUUACUCAAAAAGAACGUCUUCCCACCACAUUUAUCAACUUCAAAUGUUCUAUUGGCUGAGAGAGGAAUUGUUAAAAUUGGAGGAUUCGGGCUCGCCGAGCAUCAUGCUCUUGACAUGACUACUGAAAGUGCCCCAACCAAACUUCGCUGGAUGCCACCAGAGUAUUUCAAACGAGAUCAAAAAAUGAUCUACAACGAGCAGACAAUGAUCUGGCCACUUGGAGUGACACUUUGGGAGAUAUUUUCUCUAGGUGGUACCCCAUUCGGCUCACUUCGUCAGGCUCAAACAUUUAUCGACGCGAUGCGGGAUGGUUCGGCACAGUUGGAUCCGAUUUCAUAUUGUGGUGAAGCUGUGACGCAACUGCUUGCAACGUGUACAUCUCACGUGCCUGAGGCGAGAGGCGACAUUCGAACGAUUAUUAAACGACUUGAGUGCAUUUCUGCUGAUGCUAAGACUCAAAUAAACCUGUGCUACCGUGAAGACUUCCCAUACUUGCCAAUUGUGACGCCAUUGGAGCAACAAGAAGAAUAGAGAUUAUACCACGUUUAAAAAAAUACAUUCAAUUUUUGAAGGAUGAGGAAGAUUUUGUAUUUAUUUUUUUCAAAUUUGCGCCGAAAAAAGUUGUCAGAGAACUAGAUUUUUCUAAACUGUGUGCUAAAUAUGACUUUGCGCGUAAAAUAUGAUGCAAUGGGUGGGUGAACUGCGUUCACAAAAAGCUCUGGCCCAACAGUUUCUCGAACAGGUUUGCUCGUAAAAUAUGGUGUAUUGUGAUAGCCAAAAGUUUUUGCGCCAAUGCACCAUAUUUUCAGAAAACUUCAAUGAUCAAUUUUGCGCAUAAAAUAUGAUGUAUUAAAAAAAACCAACUUUUUGUAUCAAUGCACCAUACUUUACGCGCAUAUUCAAUAUUUUAAUAUUAAUAGCACCAUUGAAUGUUAAUAAAUUUGUGCGUAGAAUAUGAUGUAUUAAAAUUUUAAAAUUUUUGUGCCAAUGCACCAAAACUCCCAACCUUCAAAAUAUGAAUGAUUUUCAAAAGUCCCCCUCCCAUGUUCUCAUUUAUUUUUCCCCCCUCCAAUUAUUUUCCCGCUUAAUUUCAUCCCGUUUUGUUAAAUGACAGAUUGUUGAUUUUUCCGAGAAUAAAUGUGCUUGUUGCGUAA
Molecule: messenger RNA, 3302 nt
Organism: Caenorhabditis elegans
Lineage: Eukaryota; Metazoa; Nematoda; Chromadorea; Rhabditida; Rhabditidae
Gene: kin-36
Product: Protein kinase domain-containing protein
Exons: 12
Coding region: 1-2679 (892 amino acids)
Molecular function (GO): protein kinase activity; ATP binding
Source: RefSeq, marked reviewed